AUGCCAGGUGGCUACGAACUCCUCGCCCUAUUGGUGGAAGAUUCUCAUCACCGAUUGGUCACACCAAGCGAGCCCUCCGAGCCCAGCGAGCAAGGCGAAGCCGGACCACCCGACGACUUGCGCAGCCGUGCGUCCUCGCACGGUACCAGCAUGCUGGACAACCAGCUCGGCCAGCGCUACGACGACCCUGACCUGGCCAAGCACACGGAGAAGCUGAUGGGGAAGGAAGUGCCGCUGCCCAAGCUCACGGACAAGAAGGAGGAGUUCGUGCGCUGGAAGAGUGAGGUGACUCUGCGGUUCCCCUCGUUUGCGCUGGACGACAUCACGUACGGUGGUGAGCGCUACGACUCCGUACUUGGCUACACCAACACCAAGUACAAUACCUGGUACAACACCCGGCGGGUGCUGGCGUUUAAGGCGAUGGCUCUGUCGCUGGACAUGAACUUGCGUGACCUGUUCAAGGUCGACGAGCUGCGCGACCAGAUCGAGGCGCCGUCGCCGUUGUGGGGGCGCAUCACGGCGCACUUCACCAAGGGCGAUGGAGCCUACGUGAAGAAGAGCGAGGAGCUGAUGCGGCACCUGCGUGCCGCCAAUGGUGAGCUGGAGGAGUGGGAGCAUGCGGGCCUCCUGCUCUCUAAUGCACAGCUCGUCUUCCGCGAGUUGGCUGAGCAGCACACGGUG
Phytophthora sojae is the source of this 681-nucleotide messenger RNA. RefSeq lists its product as hypothetical. The record is from RefSeq and is a predicted model, not a curated record. The annotation marks the transcript as partial. Lineage: Eukaryota; Oomycota; Peronosporomycetes; Peronosporales; Peronosporaceae. The transcript is spliced from 3 exons.